Molecule: messenger RNA, 1510 nt
Organism: Chenopodium quinoa (quinoa)
Lineage: Eukaryota; Viridiplantae; Streptophyta; Magnoliopsida; Caryophyllales; Amaranthaceae
Product: dnaJ homolog subfamily C member 2-like
Exons: 2
Coding region: 84-1037 (317 amino acids)
Biological process (GO): 'de novo' cotranslational protein folding; regulation of translational fidelity
Cellular component (GO): cytosol
Molecular function (GO): Hsp70 protein binding; ribosome binding
Source: RefSeq, a predicted model, not a curated record
UCAAUGGGCUCCCUCCUUUCUUUACCAAAUGCACUUAAGGUAGAUGAAUGCCUGAAUUAGGAAGCUUGCUCUAAAACACAAAAAUGGAGUUUAUCGACGACUAUGACGAGAGCAGACCCAGGCUCAUCUUCCAAUCUCGCUCCCAACCUUCAUCAGCCGCCAUUGAUUCACCUCUAAAUUCCCAGAAAAACAAGCCUCUACUCAUCAUUUCACUCUCUUUCUCUCUCAUCUUCCUGGGUUCUUCCUUCUUCUUUCUCCAAUCCCAGAUUAUAAAUCCCCUUUUCCUAUGGCUUUCUCUCUCUUUCCUUAUCGGUCCUUUCGCUCCUAUCUCUCUCACUGCUGGGGAUAUUCGAGUUGGGCAAGGAAAAAUCGUCGAUUUCCCCCCUGAAACGGAGGCAAUUGAUGCUGAGGAAUCCAAGAAAAAAUUGCCCAAUAGACGGAAUCGAGGUAAACGAUCUGAAUUUGAUGGGGUUAUUGCUAAUGGGUCUUCUGAUUUUGUGAAGAACAGUGAGAAUUUGGUUGAUUUGAAGGAAAAGGAUAAAGGGUUUUCGAAAUUAGGGGGAAAUGUUGAUGGGGUUGUGAUUGAGGAGAAAGAAUGGAGCGAGGAGGAUUUAGGGUUGUUGAGGAAACUAAUUGUGAAGUACCCAGUUGGGAAGCCUAAGAGAUGGGAGGUGAUUGCCGAGGGUUUCAAGGGUAGGCAUAGUGUGGAGAGUGUGAUCAGUAAAGCUAAGUCAUUGGGGAAGGAGAAACCCGUGGAUUCGGAUUCAUAUUCGAAGUUUUUGAAGGAUCGAAAGGCGGUUGAUAAGAGGGUAGAAGAUGAAAAUGUGGCUGUGGGUAAGGAAGAAAGUGGUGGGGAGGUGAUUACUUGGAGUUCAACUGAAGAUAUUGCUCUUCUUAAUGCAUUGAAAGCAUUUCCAAAGGAGGUUGCUAUGAGGUGGGAGAAGAUUGCUGCUGCUGUUCCUGGGAAAACGAAAGCGGCUUGUAUGAAGAGAGUUUCUGAAUUGAAGAAGGAAUUUAGGAGCUCUAAGGCAUCCUGAGAGAUAGUUUAAUGAGUUCCAUUCAUGUCUUUGAAUUGUGGUAAUACUCAAACGAGGAAAAUAGAGUUUAUGCGACAUGAACAUCAACAUCGGAUUAUUACUACUUUCUUCGGAAGCAUAUAUGCUAUUAUGUAUGAGAUGAGAAGGGAAUAUGUUCUGGUCAAAUACAAGUACAAAUGCAAAUACAGAAACUUCAUGCAGAUCGUAUACAAAUUCAUGAUAAGGGGAUUCAAUGAAGUCUUGAGCUUCUUUAGGUUAGGCAGUAAAUUAUUACUUGCUCAACUUUUUGUCCUCUCUCAUUUUUGGGUUUUUGAUUGUUUCUCUUCCUUUACUUAAUUUUAUUUACUUGGUGUUUAUUCCAUAAAAUUGUUGAGAGUCAAAAUUAUUAGUGUUAUUUGACCUCCUUACUAACUUUUCUCUUUCAAAUACUCUCUAGUCUUUAAUAAGUAAUAAAUUAUUUAAUCAUGUAUCAA